Messenger RNA from Protopolystoma xenopodis, 306 nucleotides. NCBI's taxonomy places the organism in Eukaryota, Metazoa, Platyhelminthes, Monogenea, Polystomatidea, Polystomatidae. The record is from the annotation of a GenBank genome assembly.
AUGCAAUCUUAUCCUAAUUUGCUUUCUCCGGAUUUGGUUGACAGUUUUCCCUUUUUCGUCAACCAUUUUCACAAUUUCGUGCACAUUCCUCUUAAUCCUUACAUACACAUUCCCUCCUUUUCGUGGGCAGGUCCUCGUCACGGCCGCUUUGGGGCUAGAGGCCACGCCAUUUCUGGGGCCACGACGACUGGUGGGUCAAUCGGGACUGCGAACACGACUACCACCUACGAAAGUUCCUCCUCCCUGCUUAGCUCUGAUGUCGAUUCGACAACCUUUUUUGAUUCGGAAGACGAAUCAAGCCGGUGA